Messenger RNA from Penicillium cosmopolitanum, 7476 nucleotides. RefSeq lists its product as uncharacterized. The record is from RefSeq and is a predicted model, not a curated record. The coding region runs from base 1 to 7476 and encodes 2491 amino acids. Gene Ontology annotation, molecular function: 3-oxoacyl-[acyl-carrier-protein] synthase activity; oxidoreductase activity; fatty acid synthase activity. Gene Ontology annotation, biological process: secondary metabolite biosynthetic process; fatty acid biosynthetic process. NCBI's taxonomy places the organism in Eukaryota, Fungi, Ascomycota, Eurotiomycetes, Eurotiales, Aspergillaceae. The transcript is spliced from 7 exons.
AUGGCGCCAACGGAGACGUCGUGGGUUCAGGACAUUGCCGUGGUCGGCAUGUCUUGUCGGUUUCCCGACGAGGCCGACUCCGUCCAAAACUUUUGGGACUUCAUUUGCAAAGGACGGUCCGCAUACUCCGAGAACCCCGAGCGUUGGAAUCCUGAUGCCUUCUGCUUCCCCGGCAAGAAAGCAAACGCUAGCCUGCCUCGAGGGGCGCAUUUCUUGAAGCAGGAUAUUGCCGCUUUCGACGCUAAUUUCUUCAACAUUUCCAAGGUCGAGGCCGAGUCCAUGGAUCCGCAGCAGCGGAUGGCAAUGGAGACUGUGUACGAGGCUAUGGAGAACGCUGGACUUCCAGUCUCCAAGCUUGCUGGUACGCAGACAGGCGUCUGGAUGGGUAACUUCACCAGCGACUAUCGUGAGCAGGUCUUCCGUGACUCUGAGUCGGCACCCAUGUAUACCGCCACUGGUACCAGCAGUACCUCCGUUUCCAAUCGUGUGUCUUGGUUCUUUGACUUCAAAGGUCCCAGCUUUACGCUAGAUACCGCCUGUUCCUCAACAAUGGUUGCCAUGCAUCUGGCUGUUCAGAGUCUCUCUAUCGGCGAAUCCAGCGCCGCCGUCGUGGGUGGUACCAAUCUGCUGCUUAACCCAGAUAUGUUCAUGUACCUCUCGAACCAGCACUUUCUGGCCAAGGAUGGUAAGAGUAAGGCCUUUGAUGAGAGCGCUGAUGGGUAUGGACGUGGAGAGGGCGCCUCCGUCGUAGUCCUCAAGCGCAUGGCGGACGCCCUGGCUAACGGUGAUCCCAUCCGCGCUGUCAUUCGCAGCACCGCCAUCAACCAGGACGGCCACACCAAGGGGCUGACUUUGCCAAGCCCCGACGCCCAGGCGGCGUUGAUCAACGAGGUUUACCACAAAGCGAACCUGUCCAUGGAGGAGACACGCUAUAUCGAAGCUCACGGCACGGGUACUCAAGCUGGAGACAAAUGUGAAACUGAGGCACUCUUCAGAACCAUCUGCAAAUACCGCACCACGUCAGAGCCCCUGCUCGUCGGCUCUGUCAAGGCCAACGUUGGUCACCUGGAGGCUUGCGCCGGGAUGGCCGCGUUCAUCAAAUGCGUCGCCAUUUUGGAGACUGGCAUGAUCCCUCCCACCCCGAGCUGUAAAACGCCCAACCCGGAAGUAAAAUGGAAUGAAUGGAAGCUCAAGGUCCCGACCACUCUCACACGAUGGCCUACUCAGGGGCUCCGCAGGGUGAGCACCCAGGGCUUCGGGUAUGGUGGAACCAAUGGCCAUAUCGUGAUGGACGACGCCUACCACUAUCUUGAGGCACGGAGCUUAAGGGGAGUCCACAACACCAAGCUGCUCGGGUCUCUGCAGUCUGCCAUCUCCAACAGCGCCAAGGACUGGAAUAGCAGCCCUAGCAAUCCCAGGGGCCAACCUUUGAUCUUUUGCCUCAGUGCACAGGACAAGGAAGGAUUGAAGCGAUUGCGGACAGUGCUGGCCGAUCAUCUUUCCGCUAAGGCAGACGAAUUCCAGGGAAUCUGGGAGAAUGCCGACAACUAUCUCCGCGAUUUCGCGUACACCCUGAGCAAGAGACGUUCACGCCUACAGUGGCAGACUUAUGCCAUCGCUUCCACCAUCGACGGACUGUCCCAGUCGCUACGAGAGCAGCCCUGGUCCCUGCCAGAGGUGCGGAGUGCGACGCAAGUGCCACGGCUCGGCUUCAUCUUCACCGGCCAAGGAGCGCAGUGGGCGCGCAUGGGAGUGGAACUCAUGGAAUACGAGGUCUUCCGCCAGAGCUUCGAAGAAUCGGAUCGGUAUCUGCGCCAGGAACUGGACUGUCCCUGGUCCGCCGUUGAAGAGCUGGCGAGACCGGAUGACUCGUCCAAGUUGGGCCAGGCUGCCUACAGCCAAGCUCUCUGUUCGGUUCUGCAGAUUGCCCUUGUCGACCUCUUGGACUCCUGGAAUAUUUCCCCAUCUGCUGUGGCCGGCCAUUCAAGUGGCGAGAUUGCCGCUGCCUACUGUCUGGGCGCCCUAUCUCGCCAGGAUGCACUCAAGGCGGCCUAUUUCCGGGGUGUUUUGUCUGCGGAGAUGAAAGAAAUUGAUACAUCCAUGCGCGGCGCCAUGAUGGCUGUCGGUGCGACCCCCGUUGCGGCUGCGAAGUGGUUGGAAAAAUUGACAAAGGGCACCGUGGUUGUCGCCUGUGUUAACUCUCCGACCACGAUCACGGUGUCAGGAGAUGCAGCUGGUGUGGAUGAGCUCGAAGUCCAGUUGAAGGAAGCUGGCGUCUUCGCCCGGAAGUUGAAAGUCGACACUGCUUAUCACUCUCCGCACAUGCAGAUGAUUGCAGCGCAGUACUUCGAGGCCAUUGCCGACAUAUCCACCAUGUCAGCUAGGGGCGGCUGUCGCAUGUCGUCAAGUGUCCACGGUUGCGCUAUCAGCUCUGACGAGCUUGGUCCUGUAAACUGGGUCCAAAAUCUUACGUCGACAGUACAGUUCGCUGAUGCUGUGCACGAUAUGAUCCGGCCUUUGAUCGACGAGAAGCGGUCGACGGACAAUGCAAUUGAUAUAUUGGUGGAGGUUGGUCCACAUUCGGCUCUGCAGGGCCCCGCCAGCCAAACCAUGAAGACAUUCGGAAUCUCUGGUGUCCAGUACUCCAGCGUCCUGUCGCGCGGUAAGCAUGGGGUGACCACUUCUCUGAGCUGUGCCGGUGCUCUCUUCGCGGAGGGCGUUCCCGUGGAUAUUAGCAACGUCAACCAAGAUGCGUCGGAUCUCAGAGCCAAAGUGCUGAUUGACCUGCCUGCUUACCCCUGGAACCACUCGAUCAAGUACUGGGCCGAGUCUCGCGUGGGCCGGGAAUACCGCCUGCGCAAACACCCCCAUCUGCCGCUCCUGGGGGCCCCUUGCCCGACCAUGGACGUGCGCGAGAGACUCUGGAGAGGCUAUGUUCGUGUCUCCCAGGAGCCAUGGGUGCGCGAUCAUGUCAUUCAAGGAUCCAUUAUCUAUCCCGCAGCCGGGUUUCUAGCCAUGGCAAUCGAAGGUGCCCGGCAGGAAGCAGAUUCGGACAGGGAGAUUAGCGGGUUCUGCAUGCGAGAUAUCAAGAUUGAUGCCGCACUAGUCAUUGAAGAGGACACAGAGCCAGAGGUGAUCCUAGCUAUACGACCACACUUGACGAGCACACUGGACUCGGGUUCGUCUUGGAUGGAGUUCACUGUCUCAUCUUGCACUGACGGGAACGACCUGCGACAGAACUGCUCUGGGCUGCUGAUGGUGGAAUACGCCUCCGCUACAGGCUCGGCCAUGUCCCUGGAGAGAGACACGGAGAUCGCAGCCAUCCAAGACGACUUCCUCGCCUUGAAAAAGCGGUCCCUGGGGUUGCAAUAUGGGCCCACGUUCGCCAAUAUUACUGAGAUUCAGACGGCUGAGAAUGAAACCCGUUGUGUGAGCACUCUGACAAUCCCCGAGAUCGAAUCCACGAUUCCAGCUUCUCGUCAGAAUCGCCCACAUAUCAUCCACCCGAGCACGCUGGAUGCCAUCUUCCACUUAGCCUUCGCCGCUAUCCACAAUGAACCUGACGCUUUCAGUGGCGCGAUGGUCCCCACACAGAUCGACGAGAUCAUGGUACGGGCUGAUAUUGCGCAUACUCCGGGGACGGUCCUGCAUGGCUACGCCCAUUCCGCCCAGCACGGAUUGCGUGAUAUGUUGACGAAUAUCGAGAUGCUCGAUAGGGCUUCCUCCAAGCCCAUGGUUCGCGUUAAAGGAUUCCGGUGCUCAGAUAUAUCUGGAGCCAGCGCCCAAUCCGACGAUGGUCACGGUGCAACCGGUGUUGUCAAGCCCAUCACUUGUGAAGUGUCAUGGAAACCCGCUAUUGAGAUCUUGAGCUUGGAAGAGCUCCAGGCUGUGGUGGACGGGCAGCCGGAAGAUAUCGCUGCGAAAGAACCGUCGUUGGACCAGGCAGUGCUUACCCUCUUGAAGGAAGUUCUGACCAAUGUGCCCCGAGGGCGGGUAAGCACGCCGUUUCAAAGCUUUUACGACUGGAUUCAGAACCACGUCUCUUCGAGCAGACUACAAUCAGAACCCGUGGGGAGAGGCAGCGACAGCGCUUUCCGUCUGAUCGGAGAGAAUCUCUCGGGCAUCUUACAGGGCCAGGUCAUUGCAUCCAAGAUGCUUUGGAACGACAGUACACUUUUUGGCCGUCUCCUGUCGGAGACUGCGGGCUUUGAGGAAAUAUUGAGAAAAUUAAACGAGUAUCUCAGCCUGGUUCACCAUUCCAAUCCCGGUCUCUCGAUCCUUGAAAUUGAUCUCGGUGGCGGCGAACUCCCCCCCGUAUCUCUGGUGUCUAAACUCAAAGACGCAGCAAAGUUCCUGGAAACAGGACAGUACACCUUAUCAGGCGGACACGAGAGCUUACAGGCGGCUGCUGACCAGUUUGGCUCCUUGAAAAGCCGGGUCCACAUCGAUGUGCAAGACAUCGGAAAACUUGAGACAACGGCAUCUCAACAGAAAUUCGAUUUCGUUUUGUUGUUUAAUACCAAGUUAGCCACUUCCAGCCCAGGCCCUAUCGUUGCCAACGCCGUGAAGCUGUUGAAGGAGACAGGUCGCAUUUGCAUUGUCGACAUUGACCAGCCACAGUUACAGCUGGGGACGAUCCUAGGAAGCAUUCAGGGGGACAGAUGGUUGGAUAAGGCCUGUCAGCCCUGGUUGGAGCGAGCUGGCCUCACGAACCAUUUUGCCCUUGAAGAUAGCCAGAAGCAGUUCCGCUUGACAGUCGCUGCGGCUCAAGCACCGAGCCCAGCUAUCAGCAUCCCUGCAAAGGAGAUCUUCCUCGUCGAGGCAUGCGAGCCGUCGCCCGCUGCUCAGGAGGUGGCAUCUCAGAUCUGCCGGGAGCUUGAGAAGCUCUCAAUACGUACUAUCCCCUUCCGAUGGGGAUCAGAUGUUGCUCAGCUGCACUCUAAGUCGUGUAUUGUUCUCACCGAUCUUGAAAAGGCUUUACUCCAGGACGUCUCUAGUGCCGACUUCCACGCCGCUCAGCAGAUGAUCCUCCAAGCGGAAGGUCUCCUUUGGGUCAGUGGUGCCUUGGGCCCGGACUCUCACUUGAUUAGUGGUCUGGCGCGCAGUGUGCGCAACGAGGUUGCUGGUAUCAAGUUUCGAACACUUCAGGUUAAUGGCACGCCGCUCGAAUUCUCCCAUGAAUUUGCAAGCAUGAUACUCCGAGUCCUCCAAUCUUCCCUCGCGGACGACGAAUUCAUUUCUGACGGGGGUAUCAUCAAAGUCAGUCGCAUGUUAGAGGACCGACGCCGGAAUGAGAUCCUGGCGACAAUGCUCGGCAAGCGAGACAGCACAGCAGAGAUGAUGCCGCUGGAUGCUACCCCUGGUCCAGUAAAGCUGGGUAUCAGUAAUCCCGGUAUGCUAGAUUCGCUCUGGUUUGAGCCGGAUACUAGUCCAGAGAUACCCCUAGCACCUGACGAAAUUGAAGUUCAGGUGAAAGCAUCAGGAGUCAACUUCCGCGAUGUUAUGGUCGCGAUGGGCCAAAUUCCCGAUAAGCUGUUCGGGUUCGAGGCUGCCGGACUCGUCCGUCGGGUCGGUGAGAAUGUGACAAACGUAGAGAUUGGGGACCGAGUUGCCUUCCUCGGUCACGGAGCUCAUCGCACAAUCUAUCGAGUGCGAGCCCAGUAUGCGAUGCCAAUCCCCGACACCAUGUGCUUCGAAGAAGCAGCCGGGGUGCUGUUGGUCCAUGGCACUGCGUGGUACGCCCUCAUGGAGAUAGCCAAGGCCCAAAAAGGCCAAUCGGUCCUCAUCCACGCGGCAGCUGGUGGUGUUGGCCAAGCAGCAAUUAUGCUCGCCCAGCAUCUGGGCCUGGAAAUAUUUGCGACCGUGGGCUCCGGUGACAAAAAGAAGCUGAUACAAGACCAUUACGGCAUCCCUAACGACCACAUCUUCAACUCCCGGGACCUGAGCUUCGUGAAGGGGGUGAAGCGCAUGACUAGCGGACGAGGUGUUGACGUUAUCCUAAACUCGUUGUCCGGAGAAGCCCUCCGCCAGAGUUGGUACUGCAUCGCCCCCUUCGGCACCUUUGUGGAGAUCGGCAUGAAAGACAUCCUGGGGAAUAUGCGCCUGGACAUGCGGCCCUUCCUCCAAGACGCUAAAUUUGUCUUUUUCAACCUCAACCGCGUCAUGAAGGAGCGUCCCGAGCUGAUGAAUGAGAUUCUGAGUGGGGCGAUGGCUUUGCUCAGCUCCGGGGCCACACACCCCGUCCAGCCCCUGACCGUUUACCCCAUCUCUCAGAUGGAAGAUGCUUUCCGUCUCAUGCAGGCUGGCAAGCAUCGUGGGAAGCUAGUCUUGACCUACUCUGCCUCCGACGUGGUUCCUGUCGUCAGCUCCGCCCCUCGCGCUGUCCAGCUGGAUGAAAUUGGCUCUUAUAUCCUUGUGGGUGGACUUGGUGGACUCGGCCGCAGCUUGUGUCAGCACUUUGUGCGUAUGGGAGCAAGGAAGCUCUGUGUCCUCUCUCGUUCAGGAACUGCUAGCAUAGAUGCGCAGAGGGUGAUCGAAAAUCUCCAGCAGGAAGGAGUCCAGGUGCUUGUCAUUCGAUGUGAUGUAUCAGACCCCAAGUCUACAGCCGAUGCCAUCGCAAAAUGUGCUACGGAGCUCGGCCCUGUCCGCGGGGUAGUUCAAGGCGCCAUGGUCCUUCGCGACGCUCUCUUUGAGAAGAUGAACUAUGACGAAUGGAAGGAGUCGACCCGUCCGAAGGUGCAAGGCUCGUGGAACCUGCACACCAACCUUCCCGACGUCGAUUUCUUCCUCACGCUGAGUUCGUUUGCGGGUGUCUUUGGUAACCACGGUCAAAGCAACUAUGCAGCGGCGGGAGCAUACGAAGAUGCCCUUGCACAAUAUCGACGCUCACAAGGUCUCAAAGCCGUUACAUUAGACCUCGGCAUCAUGCGUGACGUCGGCGUUCUCGCUGAGACUGGGCUCACCGACAAUCUGCGCGAAUGGGCAGAGCCAUGUGGCAUUAGAGAGGCUGAAUUUCACGCCCUGGUCGAAAACGUACUAGCUGGAGAGCUGGAUAACCCUGGCCACACUCCUGCCCAGAUCCCAACUGGAUUUGCCACCGGGCGAACGGUUCAAGAUACCGGAAUCAGCCGACCCUGGUAUUUUGACGACUCACGAUUCUCAAUCCUGGCCCUGACCGGCAGCCAAGUUGCGCAGGCUGCCUCCAUCGCCGAGGCAAGCGCGGCUGUGAUGGACGCUCUUGUCGCGCGCGUGGCCAAAUCGCUGCAGAGCGCCGUGUCGGACAUUGACACUUCGAGACCGCUGCAUGCGUUUGGCGUGGACUCGCUCGUUGCAGUCGAAGUGGCCAACUGGGUUUUCCGCGAAAUCAAAACCAGGGUGACCGUGUUUGAAAUCCUCUCGAGUGUCCCUAUCUCGACACUGGCGGAGAAGAUCGCGCUUAAGUCAAGUCUGCUUCCCCAGAUGGCUUCAAAUGAGUAG